Messenger RNA from Thermothelomyces thermophilus ATCC 42464, 1543 nucleotides. RefSeq lists its product as uncharacterized. NCBI's taxonomy places the organism in Eukaryota, Fungi, Ascomycota, Sordariomycetes, Sordariales, Chaetomiaceae. Gene Ontology annotation, molecular function: protein binding. The record is from RefSeq and is a predicted model, not a curated record. The transcript has 4 exons. Bases 250 to 1125 code for a protein of 291 amino acids.
CGCGAUCCUAAAGAGAGAUAUACUCGAAUCCUUCAAUCGCGUGCCUUCCUUCCGCACAGUUCGAUCCUUAUUGCACAGUUUCACCAUCUCAACUCACCCAGAAGCUCCAAACCGUUCCCGCGCGCUGCACGUCCUUCGAUUCCUUCACUUUACGACCGCAGUCCAACGCCGGCCGAAUCUUCGCGCGUUCUUUAAAAUCAGCCAAUUGAACCUGCGGCUGGUUUUUUGAGGUCGUAAACACAUAAUAAAAUGGCGGACAGCUUUAACGAAGCGACAAUCGAGGACACGCCGGUCGCCAGCACCUCUGCCGAUACCGCUGCAGGAGCCGACGUCGACAUGGCCGAGAGCACACCCGCCGCUACGAGCGAAAACCCUAAGGGCUCCGAGCUUCCCUUUCCCGAGGGCGUUACCGAGGAUCUUAUUCCAGAGCGUGUCACCUUCGCGCAGUACCUUUCUACUCCGGUGGUCACCUUACUGGUUGGGUCGGGGGACAACGAGACUAUCCUGACGGCGCACCAGGGGCUGCUGGUCAAGAGUCCGUAUUUUGCCGAGGCUUGUGCCGAAUUUGCGGAUGAUGGGAGCCCGCGUCAAAUUGAGCUCCCCGACGAAGACGUGGACGCAAUGGGGUCCUUCCUCGAGUUCUUGUACACAGGCGACUACUUUCCCAAGAAGGUUCCCGGCCAGCGCACUCUCGAGAGGCACCCGUCGGUCCCUGAAGUAGACAUGACGGGCGAGCAGCUCCUCAGGCACGCCAAGAUCUACACCCUUGCGGAGAAGUUCGGUCUUACCCACCUCAAGAACCUCGCGUCUAGCAAGAUCCACUGCAUCAACUCGACCGCUAAGGGCGAGAUUGCCUACGCCCGUUACGUCUACCAGUACACCACCAAGGAGGACACGACCAUCCGCGUUCCCGUUGCCAACUUCUGGGCUACCCGCUCCCAUACCCUUCGCGCUGAGGCCGAGGAAGAAUUUCGUAGCCUCUGCUUGGAGUUUCCCGAGUUCGGUUACGACGUGCUUACUCGCGUACUCGACGAGAAGCUCAAGCGCGAGCGCAACGAAAAGAUGCACCCUGGGACGCCCGGAAGCGCUCGCAAGCGGCCCCGUCACAGCAGCGCGGCGGCUUAGGCGGGAAGAAUGCGGCGCGGAAGCGCACGGUGGGAAGCGUUCGUGCGUCUUGUGCUGCUAGCCGGGCGUGGCCUAUCAUGGCAGUACCUCGGCAGUCCCCAUCAGCUGGCCGGCCGCCGUUCUUCGAAUGUAUACUAUAGUGCUAUCCUUCCUGGGGUUGCCACCCUGGGCCUUCCUUUGCUCAAUUGGCUCAAGUGAUUGGGUGAUGGGUUGACUAGCUUUGGGAAAUAUGGCUGGUCUAAGUCACCAGCCACAAACCUUCCUGGGUGGCGCAAGCCAAGGCAAUUUGAUCAUCGACUCUGGAGGCUCGAGAUUCGCGGCGUAAACACCCAUUGUAACCUCUUUCAAGGAUCACCCUCUCAUAGCAGACGUAGGUGUGAGGAGCUGGCGAUACAACACAACACGUUAUUAGUAUUUG